Humulus lupulus (European hop) is the source of this 1107-nucleotide messenger RNA. RefSeq lists its product as uncharacterized. The coding region runs from base 1 to 1107 and encodes 368 amino acids. The transcript has a single exon. Lineage: Eukaryota; Viridiplantae; Streptophyta; Magnoliopsida; Rosales; Cannabaceae. The record is from RefSeq and is a predicted model, not a curated record.
AUGGAAUACCUGUCUCGACUGCUUCAAUUUGGAGCUAUGCAACCUACUUUUCGGUUCCACCCAAUGUGUAAAAGUCUCAAAAUCAUCAACUUAUGUUUUGCUGAUGAUUUAGUGAUUUUUUGCAAAGCCAACUAUGGCUCUGUUCAGAUUAUAAAACAGAUGUUUGAUGAUUUCUGCAAUAGUUCGGGUAUGAAGGCUAAUCUCAGCAAGUCUCAAGUGUUUUUUGGUGGCAUAUCUGCUCAAGAUAAGACUCAGUUACAGGAAGUUCUUCAUCUUGAGGAAGGCUCUUUCCCUCUCAAAUAUCUGGGGAUUCCUAUGCGUCCUACUAAAUGGAAAGAGGCUGACUGUGGUGAAAUUUUGAAAAAAAUUAAGCUCCAUCUUCACACUUGGUCUAGUAGGCAUUUAUCUUAUGCAGGAAAGGUUCAGCUUAUUACCUCUGUUCUUCUUGGGCUGCGUAACUAUUGGAUGAAUAUUUUCUUAUUGCCUCAAAGUGUUAUAAAAGAAGUUGAAAAGUUAUGUAUGUGGUUUCUUUGGGGCCACAAUGGGUCUAAGAGUAACUUUCAUCUCACUGCAUGGUCUAAAGUUUGUUUGCCGAAAACUCUUGGAGGUUUGGGCUUUGGUGAAGGAUCUAUAUGGAACAAGGCCAUGCUUGGGAAGUAUAUUUGGGCAAUAAACCAUCAACAGGAGACUUUAUGGGUUAACUGGAUUCAUGCGGUGUACUUAAAAGGUAAUAAUUUCUGGCACUACAAGCUCAAGACAGACACAAGUUUGUAUUGGAAAAAACUCUGCCAAUUACGAAACUUGUUUGCUCAAGAGGACAUUGAUAAUGCGAGUAGUCAUGGGAAGUUUAAAAUAGGGCUGUUGUAUGCUAGGCUUAUUCACCAAGUUCCUGCCAAAUAUCAUCAAUUUGUUUGGAGCCGAAUGAGUAUUCCCAAGCAUAAAUUCAUCACAUGGCAAGCUGUUAACUCUAAGCUCUUAACAAGAGAUCAUCUUCUUAGAGUUUUUAUGGUUCUUGACUCUGUUUUAUGCCCUGUUUGUGAGCUGGUUGAUGAAAGUUACAACCACUUGUUUUUUAAUGCCUUUUUUCUCAGCAGGUGGUUCGGCUGA